Molecule: messenger RNA, 1153 nt
Organism: Wasmannia auropunctata (little fire ant)
Lineage: Eukaryota; Metazoa; Arthropoda; Insecta; Hymenoptera; Formicidae
Gene: Prosalpha6
Product: proteasome subunit alpha type-1
Exons: 5
Coding region: 138-974 (278 amino acids)
Biological process (GO): ubiquitin-dependent protein catabolic process
Cellular component (GO): proteasome core complex; proteasome core complex, alpha-subunit complex; nucleus
Source: RefSeq, a predicted model, not a curated record
CUCUCAGUCAGGAUCCUCUCUGACUACACAUCAUUGCAUGACAAGUAAUUUUAGUUAGUGUGAAAGCCGCGUAUUUGUGCAAGUAAUAUAGUUUAUUAUCUUUAUUCUUCUAAUUAAGAGGUUUGCUAAAAAUAAAAAUGUUCCGCAAUCAAUACGAUAGCGAUGUGACAGUAUGGAGUCCGCAAGGACGACUACAUCAAGUGGAAUAUGCUAUGGAAGCUGUGAAAUUAGGAUCAGCUACCGUAGGGCUUAAGAAUAAAACACACGCCAUUCUUAUUGCACUAAAAAGAGCAUCAUCGGAGCUAUCAGCUCAUCAAAAGAAAAUCAUACCAAUAGAUAAACACAUGGGUAUUAGCAUUUCAGGUUUAACAGCUGAUGCAAGAAUAUUGAGUCGUUAUAUGCGAACUGAGUGCCUGAAUUACAAAUAUGCUCAUGACGAUACAUUACCUGUGGGUCGCCUGAUUACAUCUCUGGGAAAUAAAAUGCAAACAUGUACGCAAAGAUAUGAUCGACGCCCGUAUGGCGUUGGUUUACUUGUGGCUGGAUACGAUGACCAAGGGCCACAUAUAUAUCAAACAUGUCCAUCCGCGAAUUAUUUCGAUUGUAAAGCGAUGGCUAUAGGAUCACGUUCUCAAAGCGCAAGGACAUAUUUAGAGAAACACCUAAAUGAAUUUUUAUCGUGUGAUCUUGAUGAGCUAGUCAAGCACGGCCUUAGAGCGUUACGUGACACUUUACCUAACGAAGUUGAUUUAUCAGUGAAGAACGUAUCAAUUGGGAUAGUAGGAAAGGGUUAUGAUUUCACUAUUCUUGAUGAAAUCACGACAGCUGGUUACUUGUCCCAGAUUGAAGGAGAUGAUAAACGUGGAAGGCCUGCUGAUCCUGCUGUGCAAGAUGAUAGCAGACCUCCGCAAGAUCCGCCAACUGAUGAAGGUCCUCAAGAUCCUCAAGUCGCUAUCGCGAUGGACACAGAUUAAAAUAGUAAUAUAAACUUUAUUUGCAUUCAAUUUACAUAUAACAUAAAGUGCAUUUUUUAAUUAAAUAUCUCAAUUUUCUAAAUCUAUAGACGACAAAAUAUUUAUUAUCAGUCUAUUAAUGGUAAAUAUGUAUAUUCAGAUCAUUCUAUCAUUAAAUUGCGAUGAAUUUCUUUUCGCAA